AGCUAGCUUCUCGUGGAUCAGUAGAGUCUGAUAAAUUUAUCACAUGAUUUUGAGCUCAACAUAGUGCUAAUUGUGAUGAGAAGAUUUUUAGGGACGAUGGGGAAAAGAGGAAGGGCUUGUGUAGUGGUACUUGGAGAUCUUGGUCGAAGUCCUCGGAUGCAAUAUCACGCUCUUUCUCUUGCUCGUCAGGCAUCAUUUCAAGUGGACAUUGUUGCAUAUGGAGGUUCUAUACCCCAUGAAGCUGUUCUAAAUCACCCAUCGAUCCACAUCCAUACCAUGGCGCAGCCACGAUUCCUUCAGCUCUUGCCAAAGAUACUUUAUCCUGUAACUCUCUUGCUCAAGGCAUUUAUUCAGUUUACAAUGCUUCUCUGGUUUCUUUUUGUAAAAGUACCAGCGCCUGACAUUUUCUUGGUCCAGAAUCCUCCUUCCGUUCCAACCCUAAUUGCUGUUAAGUGGGCGAGUUCAUGGAGACGUGCAGCGUUUGUUGUAGAUUGGCAUAAUUUUGGAUAUACAUUGUUGGCAUUGUCUUUAGGAAGAAACAAUUUGUUUGUAUCCUUAUACCGCUGGUUUGAGAAUCAUUAUGGAAAGAUGGCAACAGGUUCACUAUGUGUCACAAAAGCAAUGCAACAUGAACUGGAUCAGAAUUGGGGAGUGAGAGCCCAAGUGUUAUAUGAUCAGCCUCCUGAGUUUUUCCGUCCCGCUUUACUUGAAGAAAGGCAUGAGUUGUUUUGCCGAGUGAGGAAGGAUCUUUGCCAUCCAAUUGGUGUCUAUGAUAUCAUUAGUAGAGAGUUGGAAAACCAAGAGCUUAAUGAAACCCUUUUUACUACCAAAAUCAGUACUGGUAUCUCGCUGAAGCAAAACAGACCAGCUCUUGUUGUGAGCAGUACAAGCUGGACCCCUGAUGAAAAUUUUGGUAUCCUACUGGAAGCUGCAGUGAUGUAUGAUCGGCGUGUGGCUGCAAGAUCAAAAGGAAGUGAAACAGCUCUAAUUUCAGAAGAGCAACACCUGUAUCCCAAUUUGUUGUUCAUCAUUACAGGUAAAGGACCUGAAAAGGAGAUGUACGAGGAGAAAAUCAAACGAUUAAACCUCAGACAUGUGGCAUUCCGUACAAUGUGGCUCGCAGCUGAAGAUUACCCAUUGCUUUUAGGUUCUGCAGAUCUCGGUGUCUGCUUGCACACUUCCUCAUCGGGUUUAGACCUUCCCAUGAAGGUUGUUGAUAUGUUUGGAUGUGGCCUCCCAGUUUGCUCGGUUUCCUACUCAUGCAUUCAAGAACUCGUUAAAGAUGGGAAGAAUGGACUUUUGUUUUCAUCUUCAUCAGAAUUAGCAGAUCAGUUAUUGAUUCUCUUCAAGGGUUUUCCCGGGAACUGUGAUGCCCUAAUGUCGCUUCAAGCGGGUGCAAUGGAGACUGGUUCUUCGGGUCGAUGGGCUACAGAGUGGGAAGAUUGUGCAAAACCUUUGAUCACUCAGGUCGUGUCUCAAAUAGCAGAUUCAUGAAAGAGAAGACUCAAAAUCGAUGGGCUUGAGAGUUUCUCACAACUGCUUUUGUAGAUCCAAAUUUUUGUACACAAUGAUUACAAGAUUGUCUCGAAAUAUUGACAAAAUCUGAUUCCGAAAUGAUUUGGCAGGAGUCUUUGUAUGACUGAGUAAAUGAUAUCAAAAUCU
Messenger RNA from Arabidopsis arenosa, 1662 nucleotides. NCBI's taxonomy places the organism in Eukaryota, Viridiplantae, Streptophyta, Magnoliopsida, Brassicales, Brassicaceae. The record is from the annotation of a GenBank genome assembly.